Messenger RNA from Ostrea edulis (European flat oyster), 432 nucleotides. RefSeq lists its product as uncharacterized. The transcript is spliced from 3 exons. Bases 97 to 432 code for a protein of 111 amino acids. The record is from RefSeq and is a predicted model, not a curated record. Lineage: Eukaryota; Metazoa; Mollusca; Bivalvia; Ostreida; Ostreidae.
AAUAUCAAAUAACAAUUGCGAAUAAAUUCGUAUAUUUCAGAUCAUGAAAACAAAUUAAAUUUACGUUGUGAUGAGAAAUCUAGUGCUAAAAAGGAAAUGAACGCACCCUCUUCUUCACAAGACACACCAUUCCUUCUGAUUGGGAUUCUUUGCGGAGCAUUUCUCCUUGUUUCUGUGGCGAUUGUUAUUGCUAUUGUCGUCCUACGUCGCCGAAGGUCCAAACGGACCACCAUCCACACAACACAGGGAACGGCUCAGUCAAACGAUGCAGAAAAGACUAAUAAUCCUGAAGCAACAGAAGACGAAACAGGAGAGGAAACGGGGCUAAAAGAAAACCCUUUGUAUCAAUCCGCAGAUAACUCUCAUUAUACAUACAUUGACUGUAACGACAUCACUAGAGGUGAUAACACUGUUGCCAGCGUGUAUGAAUAA